AUGGCAGCUACAGAGGCUGUCGCGGAUGGGCCCGACGACGAGGAUGAUGCAGUCGGUCGCCCAGUAUCCGGCCCAGUAUCCGACCCUCUCACCGGUCUAGAUUUUCUUAGGUCUGUCCUGCCGAAGCACAAUCCACCUCCAACGCCACCGUCGCAACCUAGCUCGAGCCGCCCACCUAUUCCCAGAGACACCACACCUCUGCACGAGGCCGUCACUGAACCAGCGACCGCUGCGCAACAGGCGGUGCCCCAUGAGGCGUCUGUUGGUGCACCUUCUCGUCCCGCGCCACCGUCGAAGCUGCGGUACCGGCAGUCCACCCUUGGUUGGGCCACUCCGCCUCCUCCAUCGACCGUUGUGACUCCUGCGAGCGACGAUUCUCCCAUGCAGGACAGCUCCAUGCCCACGCAGGGCAGCCCGAGGCCCACGCAGGACAGCUCAAAGCCCAAAUCCGAUAAUCCUGAGUUGAAAUACGAGGAAGCGCAUGAGAGAUUCAAAUCGAAGUGGUCCACCGAUUACAGUUGGCUUGUUCUAACUAAGACCUCUUCUGGUGCCCCUUCUUUCAAGUGCAGUAUUUGCCUGGAGUUUGCGGGAUUGAAUGGCAAGUGUGGGCGGCGUACCGAGGGAGCUACAGACGUGCAGACACAGUCCUUCAAGAAGCACGAAGGGACAGUGAAGCACCGAUUUGCUCUGCAGCGCCAGGAGGACUUGCUGCAGAAGUACGGGCGGCAGCAGCGCAUCGACAUGCACCCGAAAGCGCAAGACAUGGAGCUGCUGCAGGUGUCGUCGCUCGUCGACUCGCUGUACUUCAUGGGGAAGUGCAACGAGCCCAUGGACUCGUGGAUCCGGCUCGUGCGCUACCUGGCGAAGAAGAAAGUGCCCGGGGAGGCCUUGGUUGCCAAGGCCGCAGCGGAGAAGAUACCCACCUUCAACAUGGUCGACGACGUGAUCCGCGCCGUCGCAGAGUACCUCGGGCGAUCGGGGCCGUGGCAUCAGCGCUUCAUGGAGCUCCAGGAGGUGUUCACGUCCACCAUCCUCGAGGUUCAAGGCAUACACGACGUGCGGUGGCUGUCCAGAGGAGCUGCAGUUGCCCGCUUCGUCCAAGUCCUACCUGCCAUCAUGGUCAUGUUGUCGGAGUGGAAGGACCAGACCAUGUACGAACUCGUCACGUCGUACAGGUUCCAGUUCCUCAUCAGGUUCCUCGCGGACAUGCUGGAGCAGCUCAACGUCCUCUCCUCAGUUUUUCAGAAGCGAGAACUCGACUACGCGCUGGUGCACACGCAGAUUGUGCGCACCACAUCGAUCCUGGAGGCUCGGUACGUCGACUGUGGAGACGACUUCGGGGGGGGGCCGACCGAGAGGCUUUACCGCUUCAUUGAGAAGCACGGUCCGGGAGGGACACCAGAAAUGGUGGUGGAAGGAGCAUCGUCCGACGGCAGUAUGAACCGCUUCAAGGUGAAGCUUCACGAACGCACCAACCCAAGCUAUCGUGGGCCUGGUCAUCACCACGCCUGCGUUGCGCUCUGCACCGACAUGGCCGAGCUCGUUGUCGAGCAGCUCCAGUCCAAGCUCGGCGACCUUGACUCACUUUCCGGAGUGCGGCUGUUUAUUCCAGAGAUGUGGCAACCUCACUGGGACCGGGACGCACGGCAGGCACAGUGCCUGGAGUGGCUGAUGUCGCUUGUCACGUUGUUUCGCGCAGAUGAAGCCGACGAGAUACUACCUGGUAUGGUUUUGUGUCACCCCGCCCCUUUCCCCCUUUGGCUAUGGCUCGUUUACUAA
Closterium sp. Naga37s-1 is the source of this 1779-nucleotide messenger RNA. NCBI's taxonomy places the organism in Eukaryota, Viridiplantae, Streptophyta, Zygnematophyceae, Desmidiales, Closteriaceae. The record is from the annotation of a GenBank genome assembly.